UCUCCACCACCGCGGCCCUGGCGCCCAACUCGGCCGCUCGCCGCGCGCUGGCCAGUCCACCCGAGCCGCCCCCGAUCACCAGGGGAGGAAGCAAACGGAAGGGGCGGGUGUUUCCACCGGACGCAAGUCGCCAGCCACCAUGGCUUCUCGUGGGGUCGUCGGUAUUUUCAUCCUGUCUGCGCUCCCCCUUUUGUGCCUGGAGGUCCGGCGUGGGAUCCCGGAUCUAGGAAUUAAAGACCUAAUUUUGCUAUGUGGCCGGAUCUUCUUACUGCUUGCGCUUCUAACUUUAAUUAUUUCUGUGACUACCUCAUGGCUUAACUCAUGUAAAUCUUCCCAACUUUAUCUGAAAGAAGAAGAAGAGAAGAAUGAGAAAAGGCAAAAACUUGUGAGAAAAAAGCAGCAAGAGGCACAAGGUGAAAAGGCCAGCAGAUACAUAGAGAAUGUUUUAAAACCACACCAGGAAAUGAAGUUGAGAAAAUUGGAAGAACACUUUUAUCAGAUGACUGGUGAAACCUGGAAGUUAAGCAGUGGCCAUAAACUUGGGGGUGAUGAAGAUUUGGUGCUUGAAACUGGAGAUAAGACAUCUUUCGAAACCUCAAACAGAGAAGCAGCAAGGAGACGGACCUUGCCUAAGCCUUUAACCAAACUUUCACCACCUGCUGAACAGCCCAGGCAGAAGGAGGUUCUUGAUUUACCUGGAGAACCUCCUGAAUCAGCUGAAGAUGUAGUUACUGUUGCUCUUCGGUGUCCAAGUGGAAGAGUCAUAAAGAGACAGUUUUUUAAAUCUUGCAGCUCACAGGUCUUAUUUAACUGGAUGAUGAAAAUCGGGUACCACACAUCCCUAUACAGCCUUUCUACUUCUUUUCCCAGAAGGCCUCUAGAGCUGGAAGGAGGUUUAUCACUGCAGGACAUAGGAAUAACUGUGGAUACUGUUCUCAAUGUAGAAGAGAAAGAGCAGAGCAACUAAUCAAGAAAUGAGAACUACCUGUUCUACAUAAUAUCGGUUAUGCCAUGAACUUACAGGACAAUAAAGGAUUCACAUUGAAAUCAUGCCAUACGUUGAUUGAACUCAAGGCAGUAAAAACUUUAAUAUUGGUGUCCAUGGGGAUAACAAUAUGGACAUAAAGGACUGGAAAAGAAUUGCUCUCUACAUGUUUUUUGGUAACAUGUUUUUUGGUAACAUGUCAUCUUACAAUGUACCAAAUGAGAACAAGGUAUUAAUGUAUACAGUAACAUUCAAUAAUUUAUACUUUUCCUAGGUGACAUCAUUUAACAGUAGGCUGAAAACAAAGUCAUAUUGACUAGUUUCUGCCUUUUUAGUCCAUUACAAUAUAAUCAAACUCAAGUCUAAAAAUAGUAGGAAUUUUAUUCUGCUGGCCUACACCUUGACUGUAACCUAAAAAAAAAGACCUUGGGUCAGAUUACAUAGCUAAGCCCCUCCUAGAUUCUGGCCCACAGAAAAUUGUGGGGAAUAAUGUUUUUAGCUAUUACGUUUUGGGGAAAUUUGUACAGGAAACUAGUAUAGGAAACAUUCAGGGCUGUUCCCCAACCAGAAGUCCUUAGAAAUGACUCUGUUUUCUGGUAUAUUCUUUAGUUCUACUAGCUAUUGCUAUCUCUAAUCAGGGAUCCUUUCAAAGACUCAGUAAGCUUCCAUCCACCUUUCUAUGACAGACUUAAUUGCAAA
Molecule: messenger RNA, 1684 nt
Organism: Condylura cristata (star-nosed mole)
Lineage: Eukaryota; Metazoa; Chordata; Mammalia; Eulipotyphla; Talpidae
Gene: UBXN8
Product: UBX domain protein 8
Exons: 9
Coding region: 140-967 (275 amino acids)
Cellular component (GO): nucleus; endoplasmic reticulum
Molecular function (GO): ubiquitin binding
Source: RefSeq, a predicted model, not a curated record